Molecule: messenger RNA, 336 nt
Organism: Brugia malayi
Lineage: Eukaryota; Metazoa; Nematoda; Chromadorea; Rhabditida; Onchocercidae
Exons: 2
Coding region: 1-336 (111 amino acids)
Source: RefSeq, a predicted model, not a curated record
AUGCACGACAGUUCAACGGUGACGGACUCGAAGCCACAGCAAGCCUGGAACAUUUGUCCUUUAACAAAAUUUCAACUCAGUGUCGUUAUAAGCCUACUGUUAGCUUAUUCGCUCAUUUAUCUCAUUUACGCACAACAUCAUGCUAUUUUGUUUUAUAUGAUGACAGGAUUAGUAGCUGUGCUUAUGGCUUCACUGUACACAUCAGGUCUCCUAGCUGUUAUAUAUAUGCUGAUAAUGAUCAAUAAAUUUGAUAAAGAACUGGAACACUGCACGACUACGAUGAUUGCUAUAACUGAUGUUAAAGUAACUAUAGUUGAUAUUAAAUCACAGAAGUAA